AGUAGUAAUUGUGUAGUUGACGUGAUAGUAAGUGAUUUACCAAGUUUUUAAAUUUGCAGCUGGAAAUUUUGAAAAAUUCAAUUCUUUUUGUAUACACACAAACUCCUAAUAUAUAAUAAUUACUGAUACGCUGUUCAAUAAAUUUUAACCGUUCUAAAUUCUAAAAAUGACUAAUAUAAGAUUACGUAUUGCUAUUGAAUCUGAUCGUGAUGCAAUUUUAAAACUACUUCGUUCUUCAUUUUAUCCAUAUGAACCGACAACAUUAGGUCUUGAACCAUUUCAACAAACUGAAGAAGAUGAACAAUUUCUUUUGUCAUGGAUCAAUUACGGUACUUGUAUAAUUGCCUAUUACGAUGAUUAUGAUGUUUACUAUAACCAUAAAAAACAGGAAUCCUAUACUAAAAUUUAUGGGAAUAAUAACGAGGAUUUUAAAAUGAAUUUUCUGAAUCAUGAAGCGCGAAAUCAACAUAACAAAGAAUACCAUUACAAUAAGCAUGAAAUGCAGAAACAACAACAAAUAAAGGGACAAAACAUUAAAUGCAACAGUAAUCAGCGUAACCAAUAUGACUGCAGUGCCGAUGACAAUGAUAAUAGUUAUCACCAUCAUCAAAAUACUAAUAUAAUAGAAGAACAGCAACAAAAACAAACUAAUACUUUAAAUGUGAAUCAAAUUUUAAAUCAAAAUAUCUUUACAAAGGAAUUAGUUGGUGUAUUAAUCGGUGGACCAAAAUAUCCUGGUGAAGCUAAACAUUUACUUGAUGAAUCAAAUAGUGUAAAAAAUUUAACAUGGUCAAAAAUGUUAAAAUUUUUAUCAUAUAUUGAAUUUAGAUCAAAUGUAUUUGAAUAUUUUAAUUGUCAAAGUGUUAUACAUUGUCAUGCAAUAGCUGUUCAUCAAAAUGCAAGAGGUAAAUCAAUUGGCAUUAAAAUGAUAAAAGAAUUUAUAAAAAUAUGUAAAAAUUUAAAAUAUCCUGUAAUUACAUUGGAUUGUACUAGCGUAUAUUCAAUUAAAUUAUGUGAAAAAUUAAAUAUGGUUUGUUUAUAUGAAAUGGAAUAUACUGAUUAUAUUGAUGAACAUGGAGAACAAAUUUUACGACCACCAUUACCACAUAAAUUAAUAAAAUGUUUUGGAAAACGAACUGAUGAUGAUGAUAUCAAUAAUGAGAAUGACAUUAAGAUUUUUUAAUUCUUAAUCAACUAAUAAUGGAGAUUAGGUAUAAAAUUAGCGUGGGAUAAUGGUAAAAACAGUAUUGAAGUGGCCCCCAAGUAAUACUAAAAAUGGAGACGUUGUAAUGGACAUCUAAAAUACUAAAAAUGAUCUAUGUAAUACUAAAAAUGGAGACGUUGUUGUGCACAUAUUGGUAACACUGCUGUAGAAUAAAAAGUAUAAAUUAUAUUCCCACACAUUCCUAUACUUCUUUCUGUGUUUUCAAAAUAUAUUGGCGUGGUUUGUUGCAAUCAAUUUUAUUGAUAAAUUGAGCGUGGUAUUUUUUCAUUUAAUUUGUUAAAUUCAGAUUUUUUUAAGGAUGUAAAUGCAAGUAGGUCGAAGUCUUAACUAAAUAUUAACAUUUAUUGCAAAAAUACUAGUUUACUUAUACUUUGUUUCCAAUAAAUUCCCUCUUUUUUAAAUUAAAUUAAUAUUUUUUUUUUCAUUCUAAAGUCAAUCCUCAUUGACUUGGCCAU
This is a messenger RNA of Condylostylus longicornis, 1680 nucleotides long. RefSeq lists its product as uncharacterized. Lineage: Eukaryota; Metazoa; Arthropoda; Insecta; Diptera; Dolichopodidae. The transcript is spliced from 4 exons. Gene Ontology annotation, molecular function: N-acetyltransferase activity. Bases 167 to 1183 code for a protein of 338 amino acids. The record is from RefSeq and is a predicted model, not a curated record.